GCUCGAACGUUAACCUCCCUCGCCAUCGAUCUCACAGCGUGCGCGUCCCAGCUGGCCUCGCACCGCCAUAGUCAUUCUGCCAGUCUGCGCUACAACUCUCGACUCAUAUUCCAUGUUUUUCCGUCGUCUCCCAUCAGCUCCAGACGAAAUCUAUUCGUCUUGUCUUGCGACGCUAUACCAGGGCCAUGCGUUGUGGUAUCCAGAACCUCAUGACUCGGGAGAGCCGCAAAUCGGAGACGUUGGCUUUAUAAGCGGGGGCGCGUUUGUCAGGCUCUUCAACCUCGACACCUCUGCGCCCGAGAAGAAGGUCGUAGAGUGGGAUCCACCGUUCGACAUUACAGAUCCCCUCCCCUCCGGUGUGCUCAAGAUCGAUCGGAGACGCCGUCCGCUUGUUCCCGCCCAUUAUCGCAGUCACGGAGUCGAGAGCAGGCAGGUACAUGCCUCGGCAGACAUGUGAGUGCA
This is a messenger RNA of Phanerochaete carnosa HHB-10118-sp, 462 nucleotides long. RefSeq lists its product as uncharacterized. The transcript has a single exon. Lineage: Eukaryota; Fungi; Basidiomycota; Agaricomycetes; Polyporales; Phanerochaetaceae. The record is from RefSeq and is a predicted model, not a curated record. The coding region runs from base 113 to 457 and encodes 114 amino acids.